UCUCCUUCUCUCGUCUCCGUGUGUCGUGUGAUUGCUGAUCACCCACCCCAUCGGAUUAUUAAUUAAUUUAUUAUUAGUUAAUUCUUUGCUCAACCGAGCACGAAACAUUGAGAGAGAGGAAAGAAUCAUUUCUCCCCGUCGUCUUCGUCGUCGCGUCGAUCUUCGGCUUCUUUCCCCGUUUAUGCGCGAUUAAAAGAAGCAAUUCGGUCUCGCGAUCAUGAGCAAUACUCUUCUCAAAGUCCAACCCUCGGAGCUCAAGAUCCCUUUUGAGCUCAGAAGGCAGAGUUCUUGUUGCAUGCAGCUGACCAACAAGACCGAUCAGUGUGUAGCUUUCAAGAUUAAAACAACUAACCCAAAGAAGUAUUCUGUGCGCCCGAACAAUGGAAUUAUUUCGCCCGGAACUACAUGCAAUGUCACCAUUACAAUGCAAGCACAGAAGGAAAUUCCGCCCGACUACCAUUGCAAAGAUAAAUUCCUUGUGCAGAGUGCUGUGGCUGAGGAUGGUGCAACAAACAGGGAGGUCGUCUCCGAGAUGUUCAAUAAAGCACCGGGUAAGGUUGUCGAGGAGUUUAAGCUGCGAGUAGUUUAUAUUCCUGCUAAUCCUCCGUCGCCAGUCCCGGAGGAAGUGGAAGAAGAAUCUUCUCCGACAUCAUCUAUGUUAGACGAGGCACAAAGUUCAUCCAUGUUUGAUAGUGCUGUAAAGUUCCAGGAAGGAGCCUCCGUGGAAAAGACUUCAGAGGCACUACCGCUUAUAGCAAAGCUGACACAAGAGAAAGCAGAUGCCAUUGAGCAAAAUCAGAAACUGCGGCAACAGCUGGGACUGCUGAGAAAAGAAAGAGCAAGAGUUCGUCGAGGUUACUCUGUCACGUUCGUGGUGAUUGUGCUGAUGCUAGGCAUCCUCUUUGGGUACUUGAUAAAGAAAAUGUAGCAGCAUUUACACACACAGAUUACACUGGAAGUAUACCCCCAUUUGUUUUUUUUCUUUUCUUUUCUUUGUGAAGCCAGAUUGUUCCUCCUCUAUUGAGAAGGAAGUGAAGAGAUAAGAAGUAAUAGAAAAAAGUAACAGAAAAGUAAUAGGUUUUGUGCUUAAUCUUGCUGUCAAAUUAAAGGAUUGUUUGUGUGUAUUGCUAGUUUUUUUUUUUUCCAGAUUUUUUGUGUAUGAAAUUCUUUUGAAUGA
Molecule: messenger RNA, 1177 nt
Organism: Ananas comosus (pineapple)
Lineage: Eukaryota; Viridiplantae; Streptophyta; Magnoliopsida; Poales; Bromeliaceae
Product: vesicle-associated protein 1-3-like
Exons: 8
Coding region: 218-928 (236 amino acids)
Biological process (GO): endoplasmic reticulum membrane organization
Cellular component (GO): plasma membrane; endoplasmic reticulum membrane
Source: RefSeq, a predicted model, not a curated record